This is a messenger RNA of Malania oleifera, 699 nucleotides long. RefSeq lists its product as uncharacterized. The coding region runs from base 1 to 699 and encodes 232 amino acids. The transcript has a single exon. The record is from RefSeq and is a predicted model, not a curated record. NCBI's taxonomy places the organism in Eukaryota, Viridiplantae, Streptophyta, Magnoliopsida, Santalales, Ximeniaceae.
AUGGACGCGGAAGAAGUGCUGAAGCUGUUCGAUUCCUGCUGGUUCGAGCUCGAAAUAUUGAAGAAGGAAUCCCCGGUUUCGAAUUCUGAAGCUAACCCAGACGAGGAGUUUCCAGAAGAGCCAUCGAAACCAGAAAUUUCCCGACUCCCGACUGUGCACGUUCGAUCCAUGAGCGACCAACUGGGCUCGACAACCAGCUUCGAAUUGGAUUGUUGUGCGUCUCCCAGAUCAGGGCUCUUCACGCCCAGCCUGCAGACAAUCCUCUCGGGUAAAGAAGCUGCAGAGGUGAAUUCCAGGCGAGAAGGAAUCGGAGAAGGGUCGCCCGAGAAAGUAAAGCAGAGAGGUAGGAGAAGAAGGAAGAGGGGCUUAAGCAAGAGCUUAUCGGACCUUGAGUUUGAAGAGCUUAAAGGAUUUAUGGAUCUGGGUUUCGUGUUCUCCGAAGAAGACCUGGAUUCGGGCUUGGCUUUCAUAGUUCCUGGGUUGCAGAGGUUGGUGAUGAAAGAGGGGGAAGAAGAACAGAGCAUUGCGGACGAGUCUGCGGUUCGAAGGCCGUACCUCUCUGAAGCGUGGGGGGUUUUGGAUAGGAGGAAAAAAGAGAACCCACUGAUGAAUUGGAGAAUUCCUGUUUCGAAUAAUGAGAUCGACAUGAAAGACAAUCUCAGAUGGUGGGCUCACACCGUUGCAUCUACUGUGAAAUGA